AUGCUCUCUAUAAAAGAUACAAUAUCAAGAAUAGGAAGGUCAAUACGGCAAGUGGAAAGUUUGACUCAGUCAAGUAAUCCUAAGUCACCAAUCAAACUGCCUGCAACUAAACCAUGCCUCAAAGUUAUCCCCAAGACGCACACACAAUUAUCAAAUGAAGGGUUGAACCAACUAAAGCCAUUAUAUACCGAUUUUCAACGGAAAGUCUUUCAAGAUUUUUUAAAACCACUAAAUAUUCCAAAUUUAAAAACUUUUAGUGAGAAAGUAGAUUACAAUAACAGGGAAGCAAAGCAAAAUUGGCUCCAGAAAACUUCAACAGAACCCCAGGAUGUACUAGACACAUUUAUAAAACACAGAUAUCAGUUUAAACGAUUAAUGAAAUAUCUAUUAGCAAUAACACCGAGUCAUUUAAAGGGAAUACUGUAUAGUAAUGUGCAACAAAUUCAGCAUAUCCUUCAAGAAGAAGAAAAGGUUCAGCUGUCCUUGGAAAGACCAAAAAUACCCCACAACACGUUCCAUGAAAUUCCUCCGCUUCCCAGUCCUCUAACUAAAGAGAGCUUUGAAGAGUACAUAUUCAAGUUGACUCAUUCGAAAUAUCAUUACAAGAAUUCGCUGUCAUUGCAGUCGGGAAUUAUUCCCCAGAUUUUGCUUCAUACACAUAAGCUAUCGAAUGAGAAGUUUAAGCCAUUUCGGUCAACAGCCACUUUCAACCAUUUGAUCAAAUAUUUUGGCUAUGAUAAGAAUCAAAGUUUGUUUGCUCGAGAAUUGUUAUUGGUGAUGAACAAUGAUGGUCAUGUUGCUGAUUUUGGCACAAUUAACAAUCUUUUAUGUGUGGUGAAAUUGCAUUCACGUAUCAGGUCCAAUACAAGUUCAUACCGAUUAGCGUUGAAAUAUUUAAAAUUUGGCCACCAAUUGGGUGUACAGGUGAAUUUGUCGACGUGGACCAGAAUUUACGAUAUCAUCGAUAAUGUUUAUUUGAAGGAACAAUUUUUAAACACGCUUCAGGAGAAAGGAAUACCUAUUCUGAGGUCAUUAUUACUAAGGAUUCUUAAAGACUUUUCCAAGACAACAAAAAACACAAAGGAUGUGAUUUAUUUCAUUGAGAAUGAUUUAGGGAUGAAAAAUUGGCAGGAAGAUGGAUUAGUCAGAGGCCAGGUUCUCUACCACCAGGCACUUAACUACGGAGAGGAUAGCGCUCAACCAUGGUUGAAUGAGUUUGAUUUUAAGAAUUGGUUACAAGGGUUAAAAGAAAAUGAAAAUUUCAAGGGUGAAAAAUCAAUCAUCAUGUUGAAGCAAUAUUUUGCCAGAGAUUUUGAAAUUUCAGAAACUCUCCCUACAUUCGCUAUAUUGAUACAGCAAUUGGUUUCGGAAUUUCUGGAUAUCAGACACUUAAAGCAAUUGGUAUUUGUUGUACGAAGUUUAAUCUAUGAGGCCACGAAUCAGUUGGGUAUCCCUGUUGAAGUAGAUAGCUAUGGUGACGGAAAUUACAGUAUUCCGGAGAACUACAAAAUCCUUGCACGCAAUCUGCAAGACGCAUUACCGAUGCUACAGGCAAAAAUCGAGUUUAUUAAUAAAUUUAGUUAUGAGAAAUUACCAUUACCUUGGGAAUGGUUAAGCGAUCAAGAAGUGCAACGAUGGGAGGCGCUCAAACAAAAAUUCAAGAUCAGCAAUACUGAGUUAUUUCCACCGCUUGAGGGAACGAGUCUUAUUCCACAAGAAGAGCUAGUGAAAAUAAUGAACCAUAUCAAAGCCAAAGGGAUAGCCAGUAGAAACAGAAGUAGAGUUGAGAUGGUGAAGAUGGGAUUUGAUGGAUACACGUUGAAUAGAAUGAAAGAUAGAGGAUUGAUAUAA
Molecule: messenger RNA, 1851 nt
Organism: Candida tropicalis MYA-3404
Lineage: Eukaryota; Fungi; Ascomycota; Pichiomycetes; Serinales; Debaryomycetaceae
Exons: 1
Coding region: 1-1851 (616 amino acids)
Source: RefSeq, a predicted model, not a curated record